AAUAGUUAUGAAGUGGUAACCAAAUUAGGCCUUUUCCAUAGAGAGGAAAGGCCUCCCAACUUUCCUCCUUUACCAUUUCUCUCUCUUCUCAAAUCCCAAAUCAAAAAUGAAAUUUCUAAGGAUGCUCCACAUGGAAAUGGCUUGUCAUUUUAAUCCGGCACUCAAAAGCUCAUAAGUGAGAAGCCAUCUCCCACUAACAAGAAGCCGGCAACCGGAUUCCAGCCACUAAUCUCAAGCAUUCCUCUCUCAUUCCCGGGAUUCAACCGAAAAAAGAUGAGAGGGAGAAAUUUUCCGGCGAAAAGCGUUGUUGCCCUUUGUAUGGCCAGCUUCCUUGUCGGAAUCGUUUUGAGUGGCCGUAUAUGGAGAUCGUCACAACCACAAUCACAAGAACAAGGGCGUCCAAACGAGCUAAGAAUUCCGAUUCAAAGGGAUUGCGAGCACAAAAGAAAAUUGGUGGAGGGUACAUCCGGGAACAUAAUAGUAGAGGUCUCAAAAACACAUCAGGCCCUUCAGGCUUUGGAUAAAACAAUGUCCUCCCUGGAGAUGGAGCUUGCAGUGGCUCGAACCUCACGAACAAAGGCUGCAAAGACUCGGCCCACAAUGCAAAAGGCCUUCGCUGUAAUUGGAAUCAACACGGCAUUUAGCAGUAAGAAGAGGAGAGACUCAGUCCGACAGACUUGGAUGCCUACUGGAUCAAAGCUCAAGAGACUCGAAAAGGAGAAGGGGAUAGUGAUUCGCUUCGUGAUCGGGCACAGUCCUACCCCAGGAGGCAUUCUGGAUCGAGCAAUCGACACAGAGGAGGCCGAGAACAAAGACUUCCUCAAGCUGGACCAUAUUGAGGGCUACCACGAGCUCUCUGGAAAGACGAGGAUUUAUUUUGCUACUGCAGUUUCGAUGUGGGAUGCCGACUUCUAUGUCAAGGUCGACGACGAUGUCCAUGUCAACCUAGGGAUGCUCGUGACAACACUGGCACGCUAUCGAUCAAAGCCAAGGAUUUACAUUGGCUGCAUGAAAUCUGGGCCUGUGCUUUCACAAAAGGGUGUCAAAUAUCAUGAACCUGAAUUUUGGAAAUUUGGAGAAGAAGGAAAUAAAUAUUUUAGACAUGCCACUGGCCAAAUAUAUGCCAUCUCCAAGGAUCUAGCUGCCUACAUCUCCAUAAACUCGCCCAUCUUACAUAGGUACGCCAAUGAGGACGUUUCGUUAGGCGCAUGGCUACUAGGCCUAGAAGUUGAACAUGUGGAUGAUCGCACCAUGUGUUGUGGGACCCCUCCAGAUUGUGAAUGGAAGGUACAAGCCGGGAAUGUGUGCGUGGCGUCAUUCGAUUGGUCGUGCAGUGGAAUAUGCAAGUCAGUGGAUAAGAUGAAGGAUGUCCACAACAGUUGUGGAGAAGGUGAAACUGCAGUUUGGAAUGCAAUUAUAUGAGAAAAACUUGCCAUGAAAAUUCAAUUAUUGAUUAAGAGAUAGAUGCUACAUUUUACAUGUUAGACACAAAGUGCAAUUUGCUUAAGCAUGGCUAGGUUAGCCUAAGGGUUAUAGGUAUUAAGUGGUCACACGUGUGGGGUCUCACAUGUGAGGUACUUUUGGUGAGGGAUUGCACUAUUUUGAUUUUCAAUAAAUAUCAGGAAGAUUGUUGCCUUUUUC
Messenger RNA from Amborella trichopoda, 1641 nucleotides. Its product is annotated as Galactosyltransferase family protein. Gene Ontology annotation, molecular function: galactosyltransferase activity. Gene Ontology annotation, cellular component: Golgi membrane. Lineage: Eukaryota; Viridiplantae; Streptophyta; Magnoliopsida; Amborellales; Amborellaceae. The record is from RefSeq and is a predicted model, not a curated record.